GGAGAGGGAUUCGAGGGGAGGCCACUCUACGCGAUUACUAGUUUCAAAAAUCUUGUAUCUUACAACCAAACAAAAUGUCCGUGACACUACAUACAGACCUUGGAGACAUGAAACUGGAGCUCUAUUGUGAGCAAUGCCCUCGUGCUUGCGAGAACUUCCUUGCAUUGUGUGCUAGUGGCUAUUAUGAUGGAUGCAUUUUCCACAGAAACGUCCCAGGCUUCAUGGUACAGACAGGUGAUCCAACCGGCAAAGGAAAAGGAGGAGACAGCAUUUGGGGUGGAUAUUUUGAAGAUGAAUUCAGAGAGAGUUUGAAGCAUGCUACUAGAGGUAUAGUUUCAAUGGCAAACAAUGGUUUAGAUUCCAAUGGUUCGCAGUUUUUCAUCACCUACUCCAAGCAACCACAUCUGGAUAUGAAGUACACAAUUUUUGGCAGACUUAUUGAUGGCUUUGAAACCUUGGACAGUCUGGAAAAGGUUCCUGUAAAUCCCCAAAAUUAUCGUCCGGAAACGGAAAUAAGAAUACGUAGUGUGACGAUCCAUGCCAACCCCCUGGCUGUAUGAUUUACAGAGAGAAAAUGAUCUUAAUUUGUUGUGCUUUGGACUAUGCAGAAGACUAAACAAAAUUAACAAGAAAGACAGCAAGUGCAAGAAGGGUGCAGAUCUAGGCCUAGAAAAUGAGUAUGAGAGGAGAGAACCAUGCACCAGCGCUGAAAGUGGAAAUCUGGACUGUACAGAACAUUUGAAGUUCUGUAGGAAGAUACUUUGAUGUGACUAGUUCAGUGCCCAGUCCUUGGUGUUUGUGAGUGUUUAUGUCCAAUAAAAGAUGGUGCCUGACUUUGA
Messenger RNA from Pomacea canaliculata, 839 nucleotides. Its product is annotated as peptidyl-prolyl cis-trans isomerase-like 3. Gene Ontology annotation, cellular component: catalytic step 2 spliceosome. Gene Ontology annotation, biological process: protein peptidyl-prolyl isomerization; protein folding. The coding region runs from base 75 to 560 and encodes 161 amino acids. The record is from RefSeq and is a predicted model, not a curated record. Lineage: Eukaryota; Metazoa; Mollusca; Gastropoda; Architaenioglossa; Ampullariidae. The transcript has 6 exons. Gene Ontology annotation, molecular function: peptidyl-prolyl cis-trans isomerase activity.